Cladophialophora immunda is the source of this 714-nucleotide messenger RNA. RefSeq lists its product as uncharacterized. The transcript has 2 exons. Bases 1 to 714 code for a protein of 237 amino acids. The record is from RefSeq and is a predicted model, not a curated record. NCBI's taxonomy places the organism in Eukaryota, Fungi, Ascomycota, Eurotiomycetes, Chaetothyriales, Herpotrichiellaceae.
AUGGAUGACCUGGCACGCGAGCAUCAAGCACAAUUCGACAAGGCAUUGGCAUUGGGGUUAGCAAAAAACACAAGAGAAGCGUUCGAUAUAUGCUGGCCACUCCACUUGGACAACCGCCUUAGCAAAGGCCUCCAUGCCGAACUCAACAUGCUACUGGCACUCCUCGUGGAACCCAAGGACCGACUCAAGUUUACGAAAGGGUGCUUGGACGUGAUCGACACUGUUCGGCAGGACCAGGGCGGAGAGAUUGGCGACCGCCUCAAGCACAUGGAGGGUAUUGCAAAAGAGUAUCUCGAGUACCUCGAGGCUCCGGCCGAAGAGUACCUUGAGCCCCCGAACGAUGUCGAGGAGGAGCAAGACGAUGUGAAUGUGGACUACCUUGAGGACGCGGCUGAAGUCGAGGAGGAAGACGGUGUGAAUGUCGACUACUUUGGGGACGCGGCUGAAGUUGAGGAGGAAGACGAUGUGAAUGUCAACUACCUUGAGGACGCGGCUGAAGUUGAGGAGGAAGACGGUGUGAUUGUCGACGACCUUGAGGACGCGGCCGAAGCCGAAACGGAGGAAGACCGUGUCAAGAACAAGCUGUUGUUGAGCACCUGGAGAGCCGAGUUGAGCAUUUGGAUAACCGAGCUACCAAUCUUGCAACGCUCCACGGAACAGCCCAGCGAGUCAUCCGCGCCUCCUCCACCUUCCCCUGUCUGCGACUCUCCGUAG